CAGGUCACUUUAAGAAAGGAGUAGCUGUAAUCUGAAGCCUGCUGGACGCUGGGUUGGGAGGCAGUUAUUCACUCCCCUGCUUGCUAGAGCCCCCUCAGGGUGCAGGCUGAGAGGGACCUAAACUCAGAGAGGAGCUGCUGUGGACAACAGGAUGCAGGCCCUGGUGCUACUCCUCUGGACAGGAGCCCUGCUUGGGCAUGGCAGCAGCCAGAAUGUCGCCAGCAGCUCUGAGGGUUCCCCAGCCCCUGACAGCACAGGGGAGCCAGUGGAGGAGGAGGAGGACCCCUUCUUCAAGGUCCCGGUAAACAAGCUGGCAGCAGCAGUCUCCAACUUCGGCUAUGACCUGUACCGCCUGAGAUCCAGUGCCAGCCCAACUGCCAACGUUCUGCUGUCUCCACUCAGUGUGGCCACAGCCCUCUCUGCUCUUUCUCUGGGAGCUGAACAACGAACAGAGUCCAUCAUUCACCGGGCUCUUUACUACGACUUGAUCAGCAACUCGGACAUCCAUAGCACCUACAAGGAACUCCUUGCCUCUGUUACUGCCCCAGAGAAGAGCCUCAAGAGUGCUUCCAGAAUUGUGUUUGAGAGAAAACUUCGAGUAAGAUCCAGCUUUGUUGCACCUCUGGAGAAAUCAUAUGGGACCAGGCCCAGAAUCCUCACUGGCAACCCUCGGAUAGACCUCCAGGAAAUUAACAACUGGAUACAGGCCCAGAUGAAAGGGAAACUUGCUCGGUCUACAAGGGAAAUGCCCAGUGCCAUCAGCAUCCUCCUCCUCGGUGUGGCUUACUUCAAGGGGCAGUGGGUGACAAAGUUUGACUCGAGAAAGACGAGCCUCCAGGACUUCCACUUGGAUGAGGACAGGACUGUGAAAGUCCCCAUGAUGUCAGAACCCAAGGCCAUCCUACGAUAUGGCUUGGACUCUGAUCUCAACUGCAAGAGCUACAGUCCUUGUUUGAGUCACCCGACUUCAGCAAGAUCACAGGCAAACCUGUCAAGCUCACCCAAGUGGAACACAGGGCUGCUUUUGAGUGGAAUGAGGAGGGGGUAGAAACCAGCCCCAACCCAGGCCUCCAGCCCGUCCGCCUCACCUUCCCAUUAGACUAUCACCUUAACCAACCUUUCAUCUUUGUCCUGAGAGACACAGACACCGGGGCCCUUCUCUUCAUAGGCAAAAUCCUGGACCCUAGGGGCACUUGAUGUUUCUACUCAAUGUGCUCUAGGAGAAAACCUAGAGGGAUGGCUGAUUAUACAUUCCAGGAAGGCUGCCCUAUAGCUUCAAUGUAUUCUUUGCAAUAAAAGAGCUUUUCCUUAA
Molecule: messenger RNA, 1312 nt
Organism: Cricetulus griseus (Chinese hamster)
Lineage: Eukaryota; Metazoa; Chordata; Mammalia; Rodentia; Cricetidae
Source: RefSeq, a predicted model, not a curated record